Camarhynchus parvulus is the source of this 6971-nucleotide messenger RNA. It is a transcript of the gene MAL, whose product is annotated as mal, T cell differentiation protein. Gene Ontology annotation, cellular component: membrane. The record is from RefSeq and is a predicted model, not a curated record. The coding region runs from base 3690 to 4712 and encodes 340 amino acids. Gene Ontology annotation, biological process: myelination. Gene Ontology annotation, molecular function: structural constituent of myelin sheath. The transcript is spliced from 4 exons. Lineage: Eukaryota; Metazoa; Chordata; Aves; Passeriformes; Thraupidae.
GCUCAGGUUGUGGCACAGUCCCUGCCCUUUGGGUAGUGUUAACUUUUUAAAUUAAGAACUACAUGUACUUUAUUUACAAUAAUUUUCCAAUACCUGUCACCUAUGUUACACAGUCUAUUCUAAACCAAUCAAAAAAGUGUCACCAUCAUAGCAGAAGAUGGAGGACAAGAAGAAGGAGAAGAAGGACAGGACACGCCCAGAUUCCUCCAUCUUUCUUCUUGAACCACCAUUUUAAAACUCCAAAAUUUUACUUUUUCAUCUUGUGACAAAUUGACUAUCAUUCUACUCAAACUCUUGUGGCUUGUAAAUCUUCACAUAAAGGGGGUAGUUUUUUUCAUGGACUAAAAUUGAAGGCAUAGGUGUUUUUGACUCCUUGCCAGGGUCUUGAGUCAUCCAGGGCAGCCAGAGGAAUGUCCUGGGUUCCAGCAUCCACCCACUGUGAUUUUUACAGGACAGUUUUGAGCAGUGUUGGUGUUUUCUUGCUGACUCCUUUUUUUUUUUUCCUGAGUAAGUUGUGUCAGCAGCUUCCUCCACACCUGAGGAGCUUCCACAGCUCUGCUGCUGUGCCAGUUCUUGGAGCUGAGCUCACAGCUUGGGCACGCUGAGCAGCUGUAACUCAGCCACUGGCAUUGCAGAAGGGAUAGAAGGAACCAAAGAGCAGGAAUUUGGGAUCUGGCAGGGGAAAGUGCCCCCUCCUGCUCUGGAGUGCUUGUUGGAAACCAGUGUGGUCCAGGGCAGAGAUGGCUUUGCUCCAGCCAAGGGCCUGCUACAGAAUUUUAAUCCAGAGAUGUGAGAGCUGUAGCAGGAGAGACAGAAUUUCUGUCUUGAUUUUGGAACAUUUCCUUCUGGCCCACCCAUAUAUUUAUAUAUGUGUGUAUGUGUGUAUGUAGCUGGUGUGGGAGCUGGUGCUGACAGAGCUGGUGUGUUACAAUACACAGUUGGAUGCUACCUUCAGAAUUUCUCCAAAUAACUGGGCCUUCAUGUAUUUUCAGUCACAUAAAUCUUGUACCUUAACUGUAAAUGUGCAGCAAAAGUCUUGGUCACAGCAGCUGCCAGCUGAGGAAACACUUGCUGACUCCACAUUUGUCUCACACCUCUUGAAAUACACCCCACAUCCUGGAGUUUGCACUUUCCUUCUCAGCUGCAUCAGUCAUAUCAAUCUCCCAGAGCCCAGCUUUGACACUUUGAACAGCCAGCAACUGCUUCCAUGCAGUUCUUGGGGAAAAAAAGCCAGCCCUGGCCUUCCCCUUCCUCUUGCAUCCUGUAAACUGCACCACAUGCAGGUCUUUGCUCUUAUUUUCACUGUGUGCCCUCAGAUUCUCUCACAGAAUCUAUGUCCAAAAUUGAAAAAACUCCAGCAGCUGCUCACUCAGAGAAGGUCCUGGAAGAAAGAACCAGUGCUGGACUGUACCUUUCUUUUGUAACCUCUAAACUUCACUGGGGUGAUUCACUUUCCCUUCUUCAGGAUCCAAACCCGCAGCCCUCCUCUACUUGCUCCCACUAAAGGUGCCAGGACAAAAAAGGUGUUGGCUUUUAGCUUCCCACUGUCACCAUUCAGAACUCCACCCUGUAUCCCUGUGUAACUUCCUAGACAAUUAAAUGUCCUGUGGUACUGCCUCAGAAACCCAAAGGGCAGAUCUGAAGCCAAAAGUGUCUAGACCCUACUGGCAAAAUGUGCCAGGACAGAAAGAAAUACAUUUAUUUUGGAAAGCAAGCAGCUCUCCCUGGUGUUCCUGGUGCAGAUAAGAGGCUCCCCAGGGGCGGUGAAGGCCAGCACCUGCUUUCUUUCAUGGCACUUCCUGUGUGGGAGCAAUCCCCUCCCAGGAGCCCUGCGGCAAAAUUUGAGUGCUGCCUCCAGUGUUGAAUACCUCCACCAGGGACUGCUCUAACACAGAAGUUCUCUCCAAGGAGCUGCUGCUGGUUUGUGCCUCCCCAGGGCAGCCCCUCCUGCACCACCAACGAUGGGGUGACAUGCUUUCCUUAGCAGGUAAAGGCAUCCUCAUCCUCUUUCUGGAGCUCACCUCCACCAUUUGAAUACCAGCUCCAAAACUGUGUGUGUCCAGGGAUCUCUUUCAGAGAAGCCUUUCCAGAACAGAAAACUCAGUGGUUUAUACCUCCCUAGGGAACCCUGUAAUGUCAUCCUUUUCUUUCAGGCGGCCAGCAGCUGACAAGGACAAGGAUGAAUUAAUGACUGCUUUAUUUAAAUUGACAAUGAUGAGGUGAAAAUGUAAAAAGAGAAAAAUGCACAAUGGCAAAACUCCAAUCCGAUCAGAGUUAUUUACUACACAAUUAAGCUGCUGAUACAGUGCUCUAUUUAUUGCACCAAUAACAUAGCCAGCUUAAUAACUAUCAAAUAGAGGCUGAUGUUACUCACCCAUGUCACUGACCACGGGCAAGCCUCUCAUUCAGCCUCCAGAGCUGUCCCUGAGGGGUGUUCCCACCCAGGGGAAGGAUCUUCAUGCAUCUCAAGGAGAUGUGCUGGGAAAACUGGGAUUGAUCUUUUCUAGUAUGAAGAGGUUGAUUGUCCUGCAACUUUUAGAUUCUGUGUUGUCCUCCGCAGAACAUGUUUGAGUCAGAUGUUACCAGCUCUUUGGUUUCUGCUCAAAACUUCCAUCUCUCACUUCCCUACCAGGCUCUUCCACAUCCCUGUUGAUGCCCACCUCAUCAGGAGGAGCACCCUCAUGAGGGGCCUAAUUUAAGAGAGUUUGGUCAAGUGGUUUCAGCAUUCUUCACCCCUGUACCCAGUGUUCUACUAAACCCCCUGGUUUUUAAUCUAUCACCAAUAAUUUGUAAAUCAGACAAAGAAAGGGUUCUUUAAAGCUGUCUCAGCCCUUCCAAAUGAAACAGCUCCAGUGCCCCUGCCCCCCAUAAUGCACUUGCUUGUUCCUCACAGCAGUCCCAUGGUGCCAGGAAUAGGAGAGCUUCAUCUUUAUCCCUUACAGAGGCAGUGAGACCCCUCUGGAGCUCUGUCUGUGUCUCCAGCUCCAAUGCCUACGUUCCCACUGCUUCCAGCUCUCACUAUUUGCUGACUGGUUUCUAGGUCUGCCUCAUAUCCAAGGUUUCAUCCAUUAUGUUUAGCUGUGUCACCAUAGGGCAAUCUCACUGGAGAAGUGGGAAAUCAGGUGGAUGCAGCAAAAACUCUCCCACUUUUGAAGAAAUCAUGAAGGUCAGCAUGGACUCUGCAUUUAAGUGAGAAAAGGCCUCCAGAAGUAAAAGAAGGAUGGCAUUAUCUACUUGGAUGUUUUUGCUUCAAUAAUAGAGCUCAAGGUCUGGGUAAGAGGCAUCCAUCCCACCCCUUCACCAGCUCUGUGGUCCUGUGCUUGCUCUGCCAUGUAACCCUGCCCCUCACUUAAUCUGCUUAUUAAAAGCAUUUCCCCAGUUUUUCCAACGUUGCAGCCUCCUCCACUCAUCUGCCUCACUGCUUUCUCCAAGGGACAGGUUUUACCCUGUCUUCCCUUCUCAAGGUCCUUCCUCUGCACUUUUUGGCCUCAGCUUCUGGAGUUCUGUGGUUUUUGCUGUGUGCCCAAGUGUGUUUAAGAGGCGUAAAUAUUCCAUAUGAAGAAGAAGGGGAAUGACUUGCUCCUAUGGACUACAGACAAAAAGGUAAAAUUUAAAAAGUUAACCUGCCUGGGAAAUCUCAUAAUUUUAGGUCAUUUGUGUUACCUUGGCAUUUCCAAUCUCCUUCAGAAAUGGUGGAGGUGGUUUGCCCUGCAUCCAUCAUCCCUGGGUGUCUGUGGGACAUUUCUAGGCCCCACUGUUUGUCCCCUCUCGCAUCCUGGCCUACCUUGGCCACCCUCGUGUCCUCUGCUGUGACCACCUCAGGUGUGCAGGGCCACGCUGGCUCACUGUGCAAAUCCAAGGGGACACGAGGCUGUCCAGGUGGAUGCGCACAGGUGUCCCCUGCUGCCCUCAGCUGUCACCCAGUGCCACUCGGCCCUGCCCAGGAACCUGCCUGGCACGCUCGGCUGCGGGGACAGCCGAACUCUGCUGCCAGCGCCCCGGGGCUGCCCCUGCAUCUCCCGAACACCUCCCAUGUGACUCCAGGUCACAGGGUUUGGCCACACCUGUGCCACUCACAGCUGUCUUCAUCUGUCAGCAGGAAGAAGGAAGGAAAGGAACCAGGGCAGGAAGGGGAGGAAAGAGGAAGAAAGGAGAGCAGGAAAGGAGGGAGAGAGAGAGGGAGAGGUGAGGAGGCUGCAUUCAGCAGUGAGGAGCAGAGUGGCCGAGAAACACCGUGCCAGAGGCUUCCGAUGUCUUCCUCAACUUCCACCAGCACUUUGCCCAGCGGCCUGGCUGUCCUGACGACCUUCCCAGAUGUGCUCUUCAUCCCUGAAAUCAUCUUUGGGGGCCUUGUGUGGAUCCUGGUGGCAUCUUCGAAGGUCCAAUUUCCCAUGCUGCAGGGCUGGGUGAUGUUUGUCUCCGUGUUCUGCUUCGUCAUGUCCAUCUCCCUCCUGUGCCUCUACCUCUGCGGGGCUCACAGCAGCGGUGGCAGCUGCUGGGUCGCCUUGGAUGCCUUUUGCCACAGCACAGCAGCGCUGUUCUACCUCAGCGCCGCCGUGCUGGAAGCCUUCGUUACCUAUGCCAUCCGUGACAACUUUUCCUGGGCACAGGAAUACAGGGAGAACAUUGCUGCUGUGGUAUUUGCAUUCGUGGCCACCCUGCUGUAUGUGAUCCACGAGGUGUUCUCGCUCCUGCGGUGGAAAUCGUCCUGAGAGCCUGAACAGCCCCAGGAACAAAGGCUGUCCUCUCCAGGCUGGGUUUGGGGUUUGUUUUCUGAUGUAUAGCCUAGAAACAAGUAGCUUUUUAUGUGGGAUCUUGGUGAUGAAGACAAGGGGCCUGCCAGAGAAAGGAAUAUCUUGGCACAAUCUGUUUCCCUUCAAUAUCUUACAGGCUGGGUACAGUUUGAUGCUGGGGCCAAAAUAAAAAAAAAAAGCCAUCCAGUUUUAAAAAAAACAUAGUAUAGUUGGGUUCAAAGGGCUAAAAUAUCCCUGGGUUUCACCUUUAUGUGUCCAGAGUUGUUACUGGUAUCAGGGGAAAAGUGAACAACAAACACCAAGGAGCAUAAGUGUGAAACUGUGUAAUUUUAAUUGCUGUGUGCCCAUUUAAGUGUAUUUUCUCCCCUAAAACCGCUGUGCAAAUUAAUAUCUUCAUGCAGUUUCUGAAAAUGCCUUCUCUGACUUGCAAUGAGCAAUGGGAACAAUAUUUAACUCAGCUCAGGAGCAAUGUGGAUCACUGCAGCUCCUGAAGGGUGCUGCUGAAUUCUGAGGUACGACUGUAAGGCCAGGAAUUACCACUGCCCUUGAUCCCUCCCCUACAAAGCACAACCUGAAAGGGGCCCAGUGGGCUGUAGGAGAAUUCUCUGGGUGAUCAGGAUCAACUCCUGCAUUUGGUGAAUGGCUACUCUCUCUCACACUGCCAUGGUGUCACUAAUAAAGAUGGGUUUGCUGUGAUUUUGAGAACGGGUGAGUCCUUGCUGCUCUUUUUCCCUUUGCUGCAUCCAGCCCCAGGAGCUGUGCACCUUGACAGGGCAGUGCCACCACGGGGGCUGUGUGGCUGGGUGGAGCUCAAUUGCCAGCUGGGGUUAAACCUUGACAAUGAAUUAAUUGAAAUGGGGUUUAGGCCCAGGAAGGGAUGUUUUCAAUCUGUUAGAGGUGCCUAAAAAACAGCGGUGCUAAAUUAUCUCUUCCAGCUUGUGGGGCAAAGAAUGCUUCCAUUUUAAGUCUGAAGUUCCUGGAUAACACUGAGAACUAGAGGACAAGAGGGAAAUAAAAGUUGACUUGGAGGUUCCUCUGUUGCUUCGUAUCUCGGGAAACAUUUGACCUGUCACCAUGGGUUUGGUUUGAAGCUUUUUAAUUGCAAACUAAGGAAAACAUUUGUGGAGGUUUUUUCCUCGCUGAAAACCAGCCUGACUUGUUUUGCUUGUGUUACUGUGACAACAGGGAACUAGUUGCAACAGAGGUGGAAAGAGAAAUCCCUUUUCAGAGCAGGGAGGGAUCUCAAAGCCAUUUUGGACAAUGGCACACGGCUCUGAAGUUCAACAUCCCCCUGUUGAAACUGGUUUCACCAUCCCAUCAUCACGGGGUGUGUGUGGGGGUGUUGGUGCCCAGGUUCUAUGAACGCCCCUGAACGUGACAAGGGACACAAAGAUGCCUUUCUGCUCGGAUGUGUUUACAAAGGCAGGGAUCUGCAGCCCUACCCUGGGCCUUGGGAUGAGCUGUCUCUGUUCCACCUGUGCCCAGCACCCGUGCACCCAGCAGUGCUGCCUGUCCCCUCACGUCCCUGUCCCUGUGCCUCGUGGCCAUCCCAUUUACAGCCCACAGCUUGGCACGGCCCCAGUCUCCUUCCUUCUGCUUUGCUUUGCCCUUUGCUUUCCCUUUGCCUGGCACACACCAGUUCACACCAGUCUGCACCAGUGCCCCUCUGUCCCACCCUGUUCGCUGAGUGCCUCCCCCACAGCAUCAGCCCAGCCUUGCUGGGAGCCAGCAGUGGGGAAAAGCAGCCGGAUGCUGCUGGCACGGCAGUGUCCAUCGGCUGGAGGGACACUGAGGGAGGCUCUGUGGCCCCAGGGUCACCUGGGGAGGGCUGGGCAUAUGGAAGGGACCCCUGCCCCCCACCACUCACAGAAAAUGGGGCUGGAACUUUGAUACCCUCCUGGUGUGACCCCAAGUUCAACCCCAGGCAGCUGAGCAGGGGGAAGGGGGGUCCUUGCUUGGUACAGGCUGCAGGGCCCCAGCAGGGGACAGUGACACUGGGAGGGGUGGCUGCUGAAUUGCAGCAACAUGCACCUUCCCUGCACAGUGGAAAGAAGAGAAAAUGACACAAAAGAAGUUCAUCAUGCCCAGCUUUCCUGUCAUCUCAACACAGCCCCAAAGACUGCCAUCCGUGCCCUGGAAGCUGGGCAGCCCAAGGGAGCUGUCUGGAAAAUGGCAUACCCCCAGCACUUCCUGAAGGGGAAAGAUGCUGCCCUGAGC